Messenger RNA from Stereum hirsutum FP-91666 SS1, 1852 nucleotides. RefSeq lists its product as uncharacterized. Gene Ontology annotation, cellular component: nucleoplasm; nucleolus. The transcript has 7 exons. NCBI's taxonomy places the organism in Eukaryota, Fungi, Basidiomycota, Agaricomycetes, Russulales, Stereaceae. The coding region runs from base 28 to 1659 and encodes 543 amino acids. The record is from RefSeq and is a predicted model, not a curated record.
ACCCUCUCAUCCUCCCCUUUGCGAAUCAUGGCCAAGAUAAUCGAGCCACAAAACGAGGCGCAAGACGGCAACCUCGCCACCACCUACUCCCUCAUAUAUACAUUCCUCACCUCCAAAUCACACCAAAAGGCGGCUGAAGCCCUCAAGAAAGCCGCCAAAGAUACUGUCGUGCUCAAGGACGACGUUACGACCGCGGACCAUCCAUCCCUUGAGGUUAUCGUGAAGGAAUGGAAGGAACUCAAGGCGAAGACUUCCACCAAGUCUGCGCCAACAAAAGUAGCAGUAGCAGUCACCGCUGCGUCGAGCUCGAGCUCAGACUCCAGCGACUCUUCGGACGAAGAUUCGGAUUCCGAUGAUUCCUCGUCCUCGUCCUCCGAUUCCGACUCUGACUCCCCCUCCCCCUCCGCCAAAAAACAACCUAUCCCUCCUAAAACGCAAACACUCAAAGAGCCCGCAAAGCCCGCUACCACCCCGAAGCCCACGCCAAAGCCCACGCCAAAGGCUAAAACACCGGCGAGAGAUUCGAGCCACACGCUUUCUUCUGGAUCUGCCGCUGAGAAACCGGAUUCUAGUGAGGAGUCGAGUUCGGGUUCUAGUUCGGAGGAUAGUGAGAGUGAGAGUGAGAGCGAGAGCGAAGCUGAGGGUAAGGAUGAGGGUAAGGUGGUUAAGGUGACGCCCGUGGAGAAGAAGGAGGCUGCGAAGGAGAAGGAGGUCGUGAAGACGAAGGCGGAGAAGGCGCAGAAGAAGACAGAGACAAAGAAAGCGACAAAGACCGCGUCUUCUUCGAGCUCGAGCUCUGACACUGACUCUGAUACCGAUUCCGAUUCUGACUCCUCCGCCUCGUCCACUAAGAAGACCACCACGAAGACCACCACAAAACCCGCCGCAGGUUCUGAUUCCGAUUCCGACUCUUCGUCGUCAUCGUCGUCCUCUUCCUCUGCCUCCUCUUCUGCAUCAUCCUCCGCGCCUACCAAGAAAACACCUGUGAAAUCCACACCAGCCAAAACUAAAGGUGCCGCCACCACUACCACUACUUCUGCGGCCACCACCACCACCACGUCCACCCCCAAAACUAAAGCCAAGAAACCCGCCUCUUCCUCCUCUUCCUCUUCUUCCUCCUCGUCCUCCUCCUCCUCGGAUUCCAGCUCUUCAGACUCCGACUCCGACUCCGAAAAGCCCACCGCAGGCGACAAACGCACCUCCAAAAAACAGCCGGUAGUCGUCACCACCAAGAAACGACGCACAGGAACCACCGAAGACGGUGAAGCGACGGCCACCGUCACCGCUACCACAUCCACCUCCGCCACCUCCGCCCCCACCACCGCGGCCACUUCCGCCGUCACGUCCGCGUCGGUAUCAGCAUCAGUCACGCCAGUGCCGCAGAAUGGGCGUGAAAGGAAGGUGAAGGGAGAGAGGAAGACGAAUACGCCGUUUCAGAGGGUGAAGGUCGAUCAGGUCGUUUUUCAUGAUGAGAGGUUGAAGGAUAAUACGUUCGAGUCGAGGAACGCGGACAUGAACGAUUAUGGGGCGCGGGCGAGUAGCGAUCUGAUCGUGACGCGGGGCGACGGGUUCAGGAAGGAGAAGAAUAAGAAGAAGAGGGGGAGUUAUAAGGGUGGGGAUAUCACUAUGAAAACGCAUAGUUUCAAGUUCGACGAUUGAGAGGCGAGAUCGAUAGCUAGAGGGGAGGAUCUCGAGAGUUCAAGUCGCUCAUUGGCUUGGUGACGAGGAGGUGAAAUGUGCAGAGGGUUGGGUUACUAUUAUAUCUUGAGAUUUAUCUGGGCUUUAUGGUCGCUUUCUUCCUUCUUUCUUGAAACAAGAAUCGUCUUCUUGCGCGUUGAGGUCUUCAUUCGCG